Molecule: messenger RNA, 2094 nt
Organism: Malus domestica (apple)
Lineage: Eukaryota; Viridiplantae; Streptophyta; Magnoliopsida; Rosales; Rosaceae
Source: RefSeq, a predicted model, not a curated record
GCCCAUUUGGGAAAGCAAGUCUUUAUCAUAUUUUCUUGCCAAAUAAUCCCACCUAUUCAGCCCGUCGCGGCGUCGCCUCCCCAAUUUCAGUCUUCAACCUCCACCAACGACAGCAGCAGCGUUAUAAUAAUCUUGGGAGGAAUCGGUUUCCAGCGUGUCCAUGGCAAAGAAAAGAGGGAAGGCGUUAAAGGGAAAAGAUGUCGCUGUAAAUCACAAUGAUAGGAAUAAGAAGAUAGAGAAGAAAUUGACGAAGAACAAGAAGAAAUCUAUGAAGAUAAGUGCAUCUUCAGUACCUACGUCGGCUCCCGUGCCUAACAGCGGCCCUUCCACUUCCAAUGUUGCUCAUGCAACUUUGUCUAGCCAUGCUAAUCCUACCGGUAGAAAAAAGGUUCGGCCAACAAAGAAUGAGAAGGAUAGUGGGCACUCUCAUUCCGGUUUUAUAUUUAUGUGUAGUGGGAAAACGAAACCCGAAUGUUAUCGCUAUCGUGUUUUUGGGCUGCCAUUAGCAAAGGUGGACGUUGUGAAGAAAAUUAGACCGGGUGCAAAGCUAUUUCUGUAUGAUUUUGACUUGAAGCUUCUUUAUGGCACAUACAAGGCAACUUCAAAUGGAGGAGUGGAUUUGGAACCAAUUGCGUUUAAGGGGAAAUUCCCUGCACAGGUCAGAUUUAAGAUUUUCAAGGAUUGUUUACCUCUUCCUGAAAAUGCUUUCAAAGCAGCUAUCAGAGACAACUAUCAGGGAGGUUCCAAGUUUAAACAAGAGCUCAAUAGUAAACAGGUGCAUGCUUUAAUCUCAUUGUUUCGCCCACUCACCGAGUCAGUGCCAACUUCUGCUGCCUCUCCCCGAAAUGUGGCAAAACCAGGCUCAUUUCCAUCACCCAUUACAGAAGAAGGAUUUCAUCCAACAGCAAGGCUGUCCCAUCAAGAGGGCUCCUAUUCAUAUGGUAUGCAACGUACUCGUGCAUCGCCGUUUGAUAUGCAAUCCAGGCAGGCAAUCCCAUAUCCACUUUAUGAUCAAUAUGAGGUCAAAACACAUGUGGGACAUGUAUGGCCUCGCUUAGAGCCUCGACAUGUUCAGCAUGCUUCUCUUCCACAUCAUGCUGAUUCCUAUUAUUUAGCAGCGGCACAUGAGCCGUACUUGCCUGAACAACCAUACAUGUCCCAUCAGGAUGCAUAUAGAAGGCAUAGGGUGACACUUGCAGAGGAGAUGGUUCCCAGGGAUCAAGUUGUUGCCUAUGGAAGCGAGUAUGACGGGCCACAGAUGCUGAAGCGGAGAGAGAGAGAAAUUGCUCCACGUUCCAAUUAUGUGGCUGAAUCUUAUAGUCGAGAGGUUCCCACUGCUGCAGCCUCACAUGUUAUGGUGCAGUCACAUUCUUUAGCACCAUCUUAUGACCGGACCUUAACGUACCAACGGUACUAUCCAGUCACAACCCAUCAGGAUCAGAGCUUGGUGUACGCUGAUCCUCUUGUAAGACCAUUGCAUGGUACCUCUUACUCAGCUGAGGCAGAUGUUCCAAUCUCUACUCACUUUUCGUACACUAGAGCACCCCAUUACCGCUGAACGAAACUUGGGUGUGUAGAUUCAUCCAAGUCAUGCUUUCAGUUGUGUUGCUUCAUUGUCAAAUACUGGUCGGAACUUUAAACAAUCAUCUUCCGAGUCCUGCCGGGUAAACUGUGUUUUGUUUUUCAUCUUCUAUAAAAGAGGAGCUGGGGCCCUGCAUCACCCUGUUCAAAGUGUCGAUCAUUUUUAGAAAUCUGAGGCAUAAUCUAAGCAACCAAACAAGUUUGAUCAGUCUGCCUUGGUUAGCACCUGCCAUGGCGGUGUGGAAUUACAUGUCUUCCCUUGAUAAGCUUAUAGCCUUGUACGAUUUCUAGUUUCUAUGCAGAAUGCAGACUGUUGCAUUGCGUCAAACUUUGUAUAAAAUGCACACCGGUUCUGAGACGGGCCUUCAACUUCAUCACUUGUGUAGAACAAGAUUCACCACUCAUGUUGAGACGACCCCUUUUGUCCUAGCAAUUUUUUAUCUUUUAAUCCUUUGAGUUGUGCGUGGAACCUUGCCAACAUUAAGGUCAAAUGGGUUUCUUUUCUUCGACAAA